This is a messenger RNA of Sinocyclocheilus rhinocerous, 547 nucleotides long. Its product is annotated as E3 ubiquitin-protein ligase NEDD4-like. Gene Ontology annotation, biological process: protein ubiquitination; ubiquitin-dependent protein catabolic process; regulation of dendrite morphogenesis. NCBI's taxonomy places the organism in Eukaryota, Metazoa, Chordata, Actinopteri, Cypriniformes, Cyprinidae. Gene Ontology annotation, molecular function: ubiquitin protein ligase activity; sodium channel inhibitor activity. Gene Ontology annotation, cellular component: cytoplasm. The annotation marks the transcript as partial. The record is from RefSeq and is a predicted model, not a curated record. The transcript is spliced from 6 exons.
AGGACACAGCAGAGCUGGCAUCAUAAUUCAUUCAUUUAACGUCUCCCUUCUGUCUGUCUGCAGAGAUAACUACACCCUUCAGAUCAAUCCAAACUCUGGCCUCUGUAAUGAGGAUCACCUCUCAUACUUCAAGUUCAUCGGUCGGGUGGCUGGCAUGGCUGUGUAUCACGGAAAGCUGUUAGACGGUUUCUUCAUCAGACCGUUCUAUAAAAUGAUGCUGGUCAAACAGAUCACACUGAAUGAUAUGGAGUCAGUGGACAGUGAAUACUACAACUCUCUCAAGUGGAUUUUGGAAAACGACCCCACAGAACUGGACUUGCGGUUCUGCAUUGAUGAGGACAACUUUGGACAGACAUAUCAGGUGGAUUUAAAGCCAAGCGGAUCAGAUAUGGUUGUAACCAAUGACAACAAAAAAGAAUACAUAGACCUGGUGAUUCAGUGGCGGUUUGUGAACCGGGUCCAGAAACAGAUGAACGCCUUUUUGGAGGGUUUCACCGAACUCAUUCUCAUUGACUUGAUAAAGAUUUUUGAUGAAAACGAACUGGAG